This is a messenger RNA of Dioscorea cayenensis subsp. rotundata (Guinea yam), 2551 nucleotides long. RefSeq lists its product as uncharacterized. The transcript has 3 exons. Lineage: Eukaryota; Viridiplantae; Streptophyta; Magnoliopsida; Dioscoreales; Dioscoreaceae. Bases 77 to 256 code for a protein of 59 amino acids. The record is from RefSeq and is a predicted model, not a curated record.
UGAUCAAACGUCAGCCGUUGGAUCCGUGCUAAAACCCCUUUCGAAGCCCUGUGGAAUUGGAACACUUGGGAGCAAAAUGGAGGCGUCGAAGCUUCUGAAGGAGAAGAGGUUCUGGUUCGCUUCCGUUCUCAUCGCUUGGGCUGCUGGUCUUCAGGGGCAUAUGAUGUGGAUGCAGAGGCAGGACUCGUUCAAGCAAAAAUUUGGGGAUCUGAACCAGAGCAAGGAUGCAGAUGGGGAUUUGAAUGCUGAUGUUUGAAUUUAUCACACUGUUAUUCUUACAAUAAGUGAUCAGGUUAUGUGGAUGGCCCAAACUUGGAAAUUGUGAAAACCCUGCUUUGUUCAAGAGAAAACAGCAGUUUAAUUCUCACCAGGUGGUUAAAGCGCCGAAAAUAAACAGGAACCAUUAUAAUUAAUGUAAAACAUUUUAUGGAAACACUUAUGAAUCAGUCCCUGGCUUAUCAUCUGUUGGAAAUUGGGAUAUAUGUUCUGCGAAGAAGAUGUUCUCAAAAUGACAGGUUUUGAUGUUCAGAAUAAUGAUAUUAAUGUGAUUCAUCCAAUUGAUGUUUUCAAGUCAGAGUUUAAGACACCUUAUUCUUUUCUCAUUUUCGAUUUUGGAUUUGUACAAUGGCAACUGACGAAGCCACAUUUGAUUAACCUAUUAGGAUGCACUAAGUCAUCUUGUUUUUAAGGCAAGUAUUCUAUUAAACUAAAGAUGCCUUCGAGUUUCUUUUUUACUUACGUAAUCAUGGAUGCUUAGUAAACAAGGAUCAGGCUACCUGUUCUCAUUUGAAUUGGUACACAUAGAUGACAGAUUGAUAGUUUUCUAAUCUCGGAUUAAACCAAUGAUACACUGUUAAGACUGAUCAUCACCAUUGAACACCUCUCUAGAAGUGUGGCUAUUUGGAAAACCAGAAGCUGCAAGGAUCAAAGCUGACUUCUUUGCUUUGUUCCUUCAAAUGCAUUGCUUGCUUAAUGUAUUAGUUUAAUACUUUCGACGAAUAGGAGUACAUCAGUAUCUACAUUGAGUAUAGUUUUUUAUGUGAAUAAUAAAAUAGUUUAAUUCAAUAGGAAGUACAAAGUCUGAAAAAUGUGGAAAGAGACUGCAACAGUCAUUCUCAGCUUACAUGAGUUAGCCAAUAGGCGUGCAAGUUUUUUAAGCUGGUUUCCUUGGCCAUUGCACCAAUUCAAAGAUCAUUUUGUGACCUUUCAUGAUUAGAGCUUGAGUAUUGAGACUAAAAAGUGUGUGGCAGUGAAUCACAAAGGCAUUCUGGUAUUAAAAGUAAAUUGCAAUUUGAUAUCAAUUAUGAAUUAAAAAAUAAACUUGUGUUAUGUCACUGUUAGCUGUACGUGCCCAAUUAAUUACUCCUCUGCUUGAAAUCUUUGGAGCUAAAUCAAAUAACACGCGCAGACAUAAAAAAAAUUCCUUGAAGAUUCCUUACUCUGUAUGAAGUUCAAAUUUUGAUUUUUGGUGGGUUCUAUUAAAUAUAAUAGAUUUUAUAGUUAUUUAUAGAGGCGUGCUCUCAUCUGCCUUAUUAAUUUCCAUCCUUCAAGUCCAAAGUCCAAACCAAGUCAUUUUCAAAGAUUUAAAUAAAAAAAUUUAAAAAUCUAAACCUGCUUUUAAUAUAAUGUUAGUACCAUAACCACACUCCACCCACACUGAAUCCAUAAGCAAGGUAGUUUCUACAUCAUACAAUGUCAAACUUACCCUUCUAAUUGUUCAAUUUUAUGUUGCUAUCAUGAUUCAAUAAACAUAGUCCGUGUGAUGUUCAUUUACUGUAGAUUUUAAAUACCAAUCCACUACUAAUUCAAUUUUUUAAGCAAAACCAUUGCAGUGGAUAUAUAUAUAAAAACACAACACAGUGUGUACAAAUACGGAGCUAAUACAAGAUCUCGUAUAAAUUAAGUGAGCAUAGAGAGAUGUACUAGCUAACCACUUGGAACUUGAAUGACUUGCAAGACUUGCAGAGCAUUGCAAGAUGUGUUACUUUGUCAAACUUUGGUGGGUUAGGUCUUAAUUAAUCACUCUUUGCAUAAUCUACAACUGUUCUUCCCUUCAUCUUCCACACCUUCCCCACUUUCUUGUUCCAACGCUUGCACUGUAUACAUAACAAUUGUUAUUAUUUAUUAUUUCAAAUAAAAACAUGCAAAAAAGUCCAUGUAUUAUCAGUGCAACAGUCUCUUAAUACUCUCAAGUCUAAAAACUUGAAGAACCAUCAACAAGUACAUGCAUACGUAUAUAUAUUUCUUGUUUCACUCCAAGCUUGCAAGAUUACAAGUAGGAUAGGCAGUACUUGAUCAACAAACAAACAAACAUGCAUGAUGCAUCUCUUUCACAUUUGUUUUCAAGAGCAGUGAAACUAGACAGGCAAGUAGACUUUCAUAAAUUUCAACUAAACUCAAAAUGACUUCUUGUGCUCUAACAUCUCAAGGGCAUUUUGGUCAAUGCAUUUUCUGAGAAGUCUAUAUAAUGGCAAUUGACAACCCUAAUGCUUCAACGUCCAAAUUAACUGCAUCUCUUUGUCUCUGUUUUUCUCUUCUUGUUCUUUCAAUG